Messenger RNA from Dreissena polymorpha, 5011 nucleotides. Its product is annotated as hemicentin-1-like. The coding region runs from base 41 to 5011 and encodes 1656 amino acids. The transcript has 28 exons. Gene Ontology annotation, molecular function: protein tyrosine phosphatase activity; protein binding. Lineage: Eukaryota; Metazoa; Mollusca; Bivalvia; Myida; Dreissenidae. Gene Ontology annotation, biological process: protein dephosphorylation. The record is from RefSeq and is a predicted model, not a curated record.
CUUUGAGUGUUGUGACGUUUUUCAUUUCGUGUUUAGUAAAAUGUGGCUAAAAUGUGGAAUUUUAAUUUUGACCAUUGUGUCAAAUAUACAGAAUGUAGGCACCCAGGCUCCAAUCUUGACAUCCAACGCAACAUCGGUGAAGGUCAACGAAGCCUUACAAUUAAACUGCAUUUAUCCGAAUAUAACAGUUGUAAGAUGGUGGCUUCAACCAGCAGGGAAUACUAAAGUAACUUCUAUCCUUGCAAUGUCUAACAACAACACCUGUGUCUUUGUACCUUCCACCAUACCAGAUGUAUUUUCGACCUGUGUAUGCAGCGGAACGACAUUUACGUGUACAUUGAGACCCUUGAACACAACUAAUCAUGGGGACAUAUGGAAAUGUUCGGUUGCUAUGAAUACAGACGCAAUAUUCAGUGAUGUAAUAACACUAAAUAUUACAGUUCCCGUUGUAUAUGCAACACUGACCCCAGACGUACCAGAAAUAUCCAUCUUACCCAACGUGGUGAUAAGCUACAUACGCUGUGUAUCAUCAGUCGGACGCCCAGCACCCAGUAUCACGUGGUACUUGGAUAACAAAACUCAUUCUGACUACAGUGAUGAUGGGGAUCUUACUGGUAAUAGCAGCAGUUUAACAUCGGAAGAUGUGACGACAAGCAGUCUGACAUUAACGCCUACCCUUAACUAUCAUGAUGCAAGGAUAUAUUGUAAUGUCUCAAACGGAUUUGGGCAAAUCAUGUCUAACAGGACUCUGAAAAUCAAUGUGCUGAGCAUUCCAACUAAGCCGACAAUAAUGUACAAUACGGCAUUUGUACCAUCAAAUAUAUCUGUAAUUCAAAACAGUACCAUGACGCUAGAAUGUGCCUCGUCUGGCAACCCGGCGCCGAGCAUUUCGUGGGCUACAUUUAACGGCUCUCUAAUUAGCAGCUCGUUCAUAACAAUAAAAUUUGCAACAAGUAACGAGCAAGAACAAAUCGUAUGCAGAGCCAACAGUUCGCUGGAUCCAACGAAUGGAUCCAGGAUACCAGCUGAAAAUACAACAGCGUUAAAUGUGAAUAUUUUAUAUCCGCCGUCUGCUCCGUCCUGUCAAAUCAAAACUUUUCCGAUACUAUCAAACAGUAUACGGGCUGUCUUCAAUGAACCCUUUACAAUGACGUGUACCAGCAAAAGCAAUCCUCCUCCGUCACGGUAUGCAUGGACGCUGCCAUAUGAUGUAAAGCAGAAUGGGUCACAGCUUUCAAUUCAACGUAUGCAGCCAAGCAAUAAUUUUCGAUACACACUUGAAGUAGUAAAUGAAAUGAAUGCAACUCUCGCACGGGAUGUUGUUUACGGAAAUAUCACUGACUCCUACACAUUUGAAAUUUUAUAUCCAGUGACCAAUCUUUCUAUCCAUCACCGUGGGCAAGCCAAUCAACACAUAAACAUUCCAACUAUAAGCGUUAUUAAAGGUCGAGAGAUCAGUUUCGGAUGCAAUGCUUUUUCUAAUCCGGCAUCGCGUUAUUCUUGGAUAUUAAGUGGUAUUAUAGUUGCAAACGGAACUAAAUGGAACAUCAGUUUUGUCGACAACACUAUCAUUGGGUGUAUUGCAACAAAUACACUCGACCCUGCUGCAGUAGAAGCUAGGGACACUUCAAGUUCUUCGAAUGUUUCCGUCAAUGUAUUGUUUGCACCUGAGGCGCCAAAAUGUACUUUCCAAACGUGUGAAACGUAUUCCGAAACAAAACAUCUUAAGGUGAUUCGUGGCCAUUCCGUCUCGGGUAGAUGCACGUCGAAGAGUGAACCGGGUUCAAAGUUCUUAUGGACACCGGUCAAUAGUGGAAUUGAUGAUGGCUUCUUUAUCGACAACGUCAGUAGACACCACAGUGGCAACUACACAUGCAUAGCCAAUAAUGAAAUGCACACAACAUUCGAUGGGAUUAUAAAUGGAACAAAUCAGUCCAGUUUUUAUCUAGACGUCUUAGCACCAGCAUAUGCUAUGUUCGUUGGCAAUUAUACGGUUUUAUUGAACACAACGUUAUCUGUAACUUGUCCCUUCACGCCUGGAAACCCACCAGAGACGAGAUUCACGUGGUUCCACGGAAAUACUUCAACAAUCGGCUCUCAACAAAAUCUUUCGCUGUCGAGUGUGAAGCUCUCAAACGAAGGGUACUACAAAUGUAGAGUUAACAGCACUAUGGACCCUACGGGUUGUGCCACCCAGGAGGCAUACACAGAAACAACAUUUUACGUGGAUGUGCAAUAUCCUGCUAACAUAAGAAGAUUUUAUGCCGACGGGUCAAAUUUCUCAUCAAGUAUAACCAUAAACGAAAGUCAGUCUGUGACGCUACUCUGUGAUGUUGACAGCGAUCCUUUAGCAAAACUAGAACUUGUAAAUAUUACGAAAGGUGAUGAGCGCUUAUUAAUGGAUGCCCACAACAACACAAUAUCCGCUCAUUUGUCCAAUGCGCGAUGUGAAUAUGAUAUGGGAGUCUAUCAAUGUAAAGGAAAGAACAUCCAUAAUGCAGUUCAACAGAUUCGCGAACUAGAGAUCAAAAUAACUUGUUCACCAAGAUCUUCACCAUUUUCUCCAUCGAUUGCUACAGUAUAUAGAAGAAGAAAUUCAUCAGCUAUUUUAACUUUCACUAUCGUGGCCUAUCCUCCUCCAAAUGACACUUCAGCAUAUGUUUGGCGUAAGCAGGUAGAUGGUGAAUGGGAUACACUGCACAAUAACAGCAGGUUUAGAAUUCUUAUAUCAAAUGACAGUCUGCAGACAAACCUUUCCAUAUCGCAACUUCAAAUUGGUGAUUUUACAAACUAUUCUGUCCGUGUGAACAAUAGCUUCGGAUCUACAGAGCAAACAUUUGUCAUUCGAGCGAAUGAACAGCCAUCUAUGCCACAACAACUUCAUGUCAUCGACGCCAUGGUGACUGAAAGUUCUAUCGCAGUUCGAUGGAUACCUGGAUUUGAUGGUGGAGAAGAACAAUUGUUCGUAAUCGGUUACAAAAAGUCAGCCGAUGUAACCUGGACUUACAUAAAUGUGUCUUCAACACUUAAUCGAUUUAGCAUUGGUAAAUUAGUUGCGGGCACCAAGUAUGACAUAAAAGUGUAUGCAUGCAAUACAAUUGGAAAAUCGGAUGAGACUUCUGUACUUAGUGUGAUUACAAAGUCUGCUAGUUCAGAUGAUGGAAGAUAUUCACCUGUGGCGGCUAUUGGAGGUGGAGCUGGAGGUGGGAUUGCGGCAGUAAUUAUCAUCAUUGUUGUUGUUGUUGUUGUUAUAAGGAAACGUAGAAACAAUGAAACAAAGAAAGGACAUCCGCAAAGGACCUCCAAGUCUAAGAAAACGCAAGAUACAGUGUAUGUAAACACCUUGUUUGGGUCUGCAAGUGAAGAGGAAGUCAGGAAAGAAGCAACGGCUGGUACUAUAAAUGAUUCAACCAAACAGCAUGACAAUAACAAAUCAUCGCCUCAAUUGGGGGACGGACUAGACGGACUACAAAGGACCCCGUCCUUUGUAAUUGUACAUGAACCAUUGUAUGGCAAUGCCGUUGAUUUCACGUUGAAGAUUCGGUCUAUACAAAUCCAGGAGCUUCGAGUCUUUACUUUGCAAAGUAAAGAAGACCCGACAGAUAUAUUCAGAAAUUUCUACUCUCUGGACACGGGACUUAAAUACGAAACGUCCGCUGCUCGUAUCGAGGGCAAUGUGCCAAAGAAUCGGUACAGAAAUAUGUAUCCUUAUGACAAAAAUAGGGUUGUUCUGCCUGCUAUUGACGGUGAAGGAUCCGAUUUUAUCAACGCCAGUUUUAUUGAUGGUUAUGGCAAAAGAAAGAAAUACAUCGCAGCGCAAGGACCAUUAGAACGCACGAUACCAGAUAUUUGGCGCAUGAUUAUGGCAGAAAAUAUAAAAGCUGUGGCAAUGGUGACAAAAACAAUUGAAGAGAAAAAGCGGAAGUGCUACCAGUACUGGCCUGAUGAUACGCGCGACCCUUGCAAGCAUGGACAUUUUAAUAUAUCAUUGAUUGAACAAGAGGACUACGCCGACUUCGUAAUACGAAAACUUCAAUGUUCACAUGAACGGUCCAAGAAGGUGCACACGGUUUAUCAGUGUCACUUCACUGCAUGGCCCGACAAAGAUGUUCCAGACACAGCUAUAUCGUUGUCACAAUUCUGGCGCAAAGUGCGCUCUUUUGCCGACACUGUGACGAGCCCUUUGCUUGUACACUGCAGCGCUGGCGUUGGGCGAACCGGUACCUUUAUUGCGCUUGAUUAUCUGUACGAUCAAGGGAUCGCGGUGCGCGAAAUAAACGUGUAUGAAGCUGUUAAAGCACUGAGGGAACAACGUAUCAACAUGGUGCAGACAAAGAACCAGUAUCUGUUCUUACAUGACGUUCUGUGUGAAGUAUUAGAUCCGAUCGAAAAUGUUGUCCAGAACAAAGAAUAUCUGACGACAUACCUCGUGAUGCAUAGUGGUAUCGGCAACGAAUUCAAGACUUUCCGAGAACGGAACAAACUGAUCUUAACACCUGGAGCAACAGACGGGUGCACAGACCUGGAUUUCCUGUGGUUACUGCACGACUAUAAACUUAAAACAGUCGUUGUACUUAAUGAAAAGCACGAAAGUUUUGAUGUUCGAUUUCUCCUCUUCUCGUCGUGGCAAAAGAAGACCAAAGUGUGCAAGAUAUCAGAUAUAAUGCAUUUGUUGAUUGGUGCCCAAGACCUUACGACUGAUUGUCCAAUGGUUGUCCAGUGUCGUGACGGAUACACCCGCAGUGGUCUGUUCGCUGUUUUGUGGUGUAUUGUAGAGAGGAUUAAACGGGACGGGGAAGUGGCCGUGGCUGAAAGCGUUAGGAUGGCCAAGCGUCGAUGUAAACGAAUUAUUCCUAAUGAGGUGAUAGGAGAUGCGCGCUCAAAUCUUGUUAAAUCAGGCCAAAGAACUCAGGCAGGUCGUCUGCCAUAUGCACCCAUCAAAGCUAUAGCCCACCCAGCCUGCGCCUCUCAGUCUGGACAGGAGAUACAUAAUGAGUCCAUAAAAACUUGA